UCCCAAUGACAAUCCUUCCGGAGAUGAUGUCAUGACGAUUGAUGACAUGAUUAGCAGAUCAGAGAGGAUUCCUGCUUGGUGGCACACAGCUUUAACCGGAGAGGUUCUUCACACCUUCACAAUUCUUACAACUUGUUCUUCUUCAGCUUUGGAAUGGCUUCAUGAUAGAAUGCCUGUAAUCUUAAGAGACACUGGUUCAAUUGAUCUCUGGUUAAAUGAUUCCAUGGCCAAACAUGAAACAGUCCUUGGGCCUUGUGAAGAUCUUGAUCUAGUUUGGUAUCCCGUGACGCCUGCAAUGGGUAAACCAUCCUUUGAUGGGCCUGAAUGUAGUAAAGAGAUACAGCUGAAAGCUUCCGGUGAAAAACCGUUAUCAACGUUCUUCACAAAGAAAUCUGAAGUUAAAUGCGAACCAGAGCCUGAAUUACUGAAAUCAUCCAAACAAGAACAUGAUCCCUGCAAUUUGAAGGAAGAACCAGGUUCAGAUGAUGUUGAGCAAAAAGUCACCGACGAGGAGGAGGAUAACAAAAAGCCUGAAAUUUCUUGUGUCAAAAGAGGAUUGGAGGAAAUGGAGAACCCUUCUCAACCAAAGCACGAGAAUUUACAACGCAACCAAACAAGUCCAGUGAAGAAGAAGGUGAAAAGCGUAAAGAAUACAGAUGAUAAGCAAUCAUCUCUGCUUUCUUAUUUUGGGAGAAGUUAGGGCAGUCUCUUAUCGUAGCUCGUUUUGUGCAUGUAAUUAUAUGUGAUGCUUUGCAUUUUCCAUCAAAACACACUUUGCCUUUUGUUUUGGAGAAUACCAAACGUGUUAAGUGGAUAUCUGUUUCAGUCAAAAAAUGUGAUGAACUUUUCUUGUC
Asparagus officinalis (garden asparagus) is the source of this 854-nucleotide messenger RNA. Its product is annotated as putative peptidase YMR114C. Gene Ontology annotation, molecular function: single-stranded DNA binding. NCBI's taxonomy places the organism in Eukaryota, Viridiplantae, Streptophyta, Magnoliopsida, Asparagales, Asparagaceae. Gene Ontology annotation, biological process: DNA damage response. The transcript has 5 exons. The record is from RefSeq and is a predicted model, not a curated record. The coding region runs from base 32 to 700 and encodes 222 amino acids.